AUUUAAUAUUAAAAGUUUUCUAAUGUAAGAAAAGGACCCAAAAGAAUAGGAAUUAUACAAAGUACUUGCUUAAUGUGCAUACAGAAAUGCGUAGAUUUUAUUUAUAAUUAUAAUUUAGUAAUUUAGUUGCUAAUGAUGCUGCAAAUAUUCUACUCAAUUAUCCAAAAUUAUUCAAUCCACUAAUGAUAUAAACAAGUAUAAAAUUUAUUUUAAAUAAAGAUGAGUAAGGUGUAAUUAAAUAUUUGUUGGAACUCAAAGGAGAAGGUAUGGUUAAAUUUUAUAUUAGUACCGAUUAAAUAUAAAGGAUAUACUUACUCUAUUAUCACAUCCAUCUAAUUUCCAUUUAUUUAUUCUGAUGCACCAGCUAUUAUUAGAAUUUAUAACAUUGAUACAUUCAGGUUCUCGGUGAAUUAACAUUUCAUUAAAGGGGCUUCUUAAGAUUAAUCUGUUGUUAAUAUUCACAUUUAAGAAUUAUAAACUUGGUAUUAACAUAGAUCUUUAGUAAAUAUAAUAUAAUAUAUAAUAAGCCAAAAGUAAUGGCCUCCUUUAUAAGAGAAUUAGAAUCGCAUUUUCCAUUCUUCUACAAAGGUGAAACGUAAUAUAUGUUAAUUUAUUAUAGAGUGGCUGCUUAACACACAAAACAAUAAAUGUAAUAAUAACCUUAAAUGUAAUAACCUUAUCAAUACUAAAACUAAAUUUAUAAUUAAUAAUAAUAUCCAAAUAACAAUACUAAUAAUUUUAACACCUAAGCUUAUAAUUAAUAUGGAAAUGUUUAAUAACAGCCUAAGAAUUAAACCAAUUAUUAAUAAGGUAAACCUUUGACUGAAAGUGAGUAGAAAUUAUAGGAAAGAUGUAAUUAAAGUAAAAAUUUCGUUGAUUUAAGUAGUAUUAAAUGAAAAUUUAAAUUAAAUUUUAUUUGAUCACAAAUGUUUGCAUUAACAUUAUGAUAAAUUAAUUAAUGAGAUUAAUAAACAAGAAGCAAAAAUAAAUUAUCUAAAUAAUCUUGAAAACUAAAUUGAAUAAUCUAUUUUAUUUUUAGAAAAUGAAAAUAAACAGUUUAUUGAAUUUAUAGAAAAAAAUGACAUAUUUGAGUAUGAAUUUUAUGCAUCCUAGAUUAAAUGAAGAUAAUCUCUUUUUAAAUGUAAAAGAAGUGGAUAAAUUUUCAUCCUAAAUCUUAGAUUUAUAUUCAGAUAUCUAAGCAUGCAAAGAAACAUUGCAUUUUAUUGUGACAAAAUUUAAAAGUUUUAAUUUAUCAUUUGAAACUGUUACAAAAGUAGGACAAUAAUAUAAUAAUAUUAGUUGACUCGUAAAUUUUCAGAAGAGAAAUUUAAUAAUAUAUUAUUAUUAAAGAAAUGCACCUCUAAAAUAAUAUGA
This is a messenger RNA of Paramecium sonneborni, 1374 nucleotides long. Lineage: Eukaryota; Ciliophora; Oligohymenophorea; Peniculida; Parameciidae. The record is from the annotation of a GenBank genome assembly.